Molecule: messenger RNA, 800 nt
Organism: Vollenhovia emeryi
Lineage: Eukaryota; Metazoa; Arthropoda; Insecta; Hymenoptera; Formicidae
Exons: 2
Coding region: 171-584 (137 amino acids)
Source: RefSeq, a predicted model, not a curated record
AUCUAUCACUACAUCACUACAAAUCCAUAUUUUUGCUGCCAACAAAUAUGACACAAUUUACAAAAAUCUUCGUAAGACAUGUCGGUGUUUACAUGAUCGGUGUAUAUGUGUUUUAGAUUGGUACCAUCCUGUUUGAACAGGAUGAGUAGAUUCGCGUUGUCGCGUAUAAGAUGCUUCGGUAUCUUUGCAUACGUCUGACAAAGAUAGAAGCAAUCGACGCCUGCGUGUCUGCCCAUCGCAAAGUAUUCUCUUAUCGUAUCCUGCUUGUCACACGCCACGUCAUCAAAGAUAAAAAUGGAAUUUGGAAGCGCUUCGCUCGGCGAAAGUAUCGAUAUUUCGGUUGCAACGAUUUCGAGUACACGUACACGUUCUCGAAGCGUACACCGUGCGGACUUUCCAGCAGGCUAAUCAGCACGUUCGUCUUGCCGCAAUUUGACGGACCACAAAUAAUACCGCGUAUAGAAACCGGUAACAUGUUUCCAUGUCGCCGUACCUCUUUUUCAGACAUUAACCUUUCGUCGAAAUUAGUCACCGUGAUUGGCGGCGAUUGUCGCACGAACCGCAUGUUAUCUCCGAAAAAAUGAAUACGAUUUCGAGAGAGCCAGCCUAUUUAUAGCAGGACAUUGCACCGAGACGCUCAGACAUGUUUCUGCUUUUGUCGAAUAACAGUGACAUAUACGAUUUAACAGCAGAACAGUUGAAGUAUAUACCAAAGGUCAUUCUAUUGCAAAAAUUUUAUAAUUGCAUAGAUUAUGUGUGGGAUAGACUUCCCGACCAUAUCAAGACAGAUUCGGAAGUUG